Molecule: messenger RNA, 477 nt
Organism: Cladocopium goreaui
Lineage: Eukaryota; Dinophyceae; Suessiales; Symbiodiniaceae
Source: the annotation of a GenBank genome assembly
AUGCAGCUUCUUAGCAUUGUUCUUCGCGUUAUACUCCCAGAUGGUCAGCAUAAGGAAAAGCUGGCGAAAGUGAGACGUGAGCACAACUUGCAGAACUACACCUUCAAAUAUACAGUCUCAGAUCCGAGUCAGGGCCCACAGGAGCUGUGGAGCUUGAGAGAUGAGCACAACCUGGAGGACUUGAUCGCGACCUACUUGGAGAAUCAAGCGCAGGCAUCAUCUUUGAUUGUGCCGUUGAUUCUGGCAGCUCCAGAAAAGCGAUGUCUUGAGGAGGCCUUGCCUCGACACGUCUGGACACCUCCAACGAGCAUCGACGAGGACGCUCCUGCGAGGUUCGUCAGUGACAAGACCUUCAUCAAUGUUCAGCAUUUGCACAAGCUGCGUGCAAUUCAAACAGAGCCUGUAGCUGACAACUCUGACAUGGGCCCGAAGCUGUGCCUGACGCUGGCUGACCUAGCUGACCCGGAGCUGGUGUAG